Molecule: messenger RNA, 1227 nt
Organism: Linderina pennispora
Lineage: Eukaryota; Fungi; Kickxellomycota; Kickxellomycetes; Kickxellales; Kickxellaceae
Exons: 5
Coding region: 1-1227 (408 amino acids)
Cellular component (GO): cytoplasm; proteasome regulatory particle, lid subcomplex; nuclear proteasome complex
Source: RefSeq, a predicted model, not a curated record
AUGGAUCUCGACUACACCACAAAUGAGCCCAAGAUGGAGAAGGACUACUCCGAGUCGGUCAACGCGCUGUUGCCAGAGGUUGAGCAGCUUGUGGCGACUGGCCAGCUGACAGCGGCCCUGGAGAAGCUCCACGGGCUGGAGAAGAAGACUCGCUCGGCAGCCGACCUUGCCUCAACAACGCGGCUCCUGACAACCAUCGCAAGCGUAUGCGGGUCAGCUGGCGAAUGGCGUCUUUUGGAGGACGAAGUGGCGGCGAUGGCCAAGAAGCACGGGCAGCUGAAGCAGGCCAUCACCCAGAUGGUGCAGAAGGCGAUGGAGUAUGUCGCGCAGACGCCUGAUGAGGACACCAAGGUGGAGCUGAUUGAGUCGCUGCGUACAGUGACUGAGGGCAAGAUCCACGUCGAGAUCAUGGAGAAGAACGGCAAGGUUACCGAGGCGUGCGACACGCUGCAGGAAGUACAGGUGGAGACGUUUGGAUCGAUGGAGCGGCGCGAGAAGACCGAUUUCAUUCUCGAGCAGAUGCGACUGUGCCUGGCGAAGCGUGACUAUGUGCGCACGGCGAUUAUUAGCCACAAGAUCAACCCCAACUGCGGUUCUACGAAGCUGAUGAUCCAGUACGACCUGCACGAGGAGAACUUUUUGGAGGUGUGCCGGCACUUCAACCAGGUGUACCAGACCAAGGGCAUCAAGGAUGAUGCGACAAAAGUGGCCGGCAGUGCUGCAGAGUAUGGUGCUCAGUCGGAUCUGCUGCACCGCAUCCAGACGGACCACAACCUGGAGAAGCUGGAGCUGUGCAGUCCAGAGCUGGCGCGCUGGCCAGCAGUUGAGAGCCUGUAUGGUGGCGAGUUCCGGCAGACGGAUGUGUUCAGCGCCAGCACCGAGGACGGCAAUGCGCGGUGGAAGGCGCUGCGCGACCGCGUCAUCGAGCACAACAUCCGCGUCAUCGCUGGGUACUACACGCGCAUUACACUGGCCAGGCUGACAGAGCUGCUGGAUCUGCCCAGGGCGGAUGUUGAGGCGUUCCUGUCCAAGGCCGUGGUUGACGGGUCGGUGUAUGCCCGCAUUGAUAGGCCGGCAGGGCUUGUCAGCUUCAUCAAGCCCAGGGAUGGCGAAGAGCAGCUCAACGAGUGGGCCAGCGACAUCAACAAACUGCUGGGCCUGGUCGAGAAGACCACGCAUCUGAUUGCCAAGGAGGAGAUCGUGCACAAGAUCUCUCGUGCCAUCUAG